Messenger RNA from Alternaria infectoria, 378 nucleotides. RefSeq lists its product as uncharacterized. The record is from RefSeq and is a predicted model, not a curated record. The transcript has 2 exons. Lineage: Eukaryota; Fungi; Ascomycota; Dothideomycetes; Pleosporales; Pleosporaceae. Bases 1 to 378 code for a protein of 125 amino acids.
AUGAAGUUCUUUUCUAGAGUCUACUGUAGUGCUGAUGUCGACUCGCUAGACGUACCAAGAGACAAGUUUGACAAGGACCUCACUAUCGACCAAGAGAAGAUCCACAUGAUAGCGCGGACAAUGAAAGAAACCGAUGUACCCGAAAUGAUAGCCUUGGCUAACGAAGUCGAGAAAAACCCCAAAUGGAGUCUCAUUCACGGCGACUCCGGUCCACCAAACAACCGGACUAGCUUCGCUGACCUAUUCGAGAAUCGGAGGAUCUUGGCGACGUUUGCGCCAUAUGAUGCACUGGAUAGCAUUGAUGAUGGCAAUCUGGUGUUACACGUCGAUAUUCUGGAUGAAUUCGAAAGUCCACAGGAGCUGUAUGAGCUAGAGUAG